Durio zibethinus is the source of this 1553-nucleotide messenger RNA. Its product is annotated as nudix hydrolase 19, chloroplastic-like. Lineage: Eukaryota; Viridiplantae; Streptophyta; Magnoliopsida; Malvales; Malvaceae. Gene Ontology annotation, biological process: NAD+ catabolic process; NADP+ catabolic process. Gene Ontology annotation, cellular component: cytosol; peroxisome. Gene Ontology annotation, molecular function: metal ion binding; NADH pyrophosphatase activity. The record is from RefSeq and is a predicted model, not a curated record.
UCUCUCUCUGUCUCUCAUAAAUGUCAACGACCAAGUUUAUCCGGUCUCUGAUUCUCUCUUUCUCACUCUUAUCUUCUUCCUAUCUAAAAUCCUAACUCUAUAAAAAGGGACCAUCGUUUUCGUCUCUAUCCACCAUGUCCAUUAAGCUUAAUUCCCAUGCAUUUGCUGGCAACCCUUUAAGAUCCAAAACCCCAAAACGCCAUGACCCACUUUCCUCUUCUUCAGCUUUUGAGUCCCUCAAAACCCAUCUCCUCCAAAACCCAGAAAACCACACUCCUCUAAAGUCUCCUCUUUUCAAGGUCUUGCCCUUCAGAAGGGGUAGGCCUUUGGCUUCUUCUUCUGUUACCGGGGAUGAUGUUGUGCCAAGUUGGCAUCUGGGCUGGAUCAGUUUGCCUGAUUGUAAGGGUAUUUUGGGAAAGUGUGGGGUCCAGUUGAAUGAGGAGUCUUUGGUUUAUUUGGGUUCAAGAGCCGAAGAGGGUGUUGUUUAUUGGGCUAUUGAUGUUUCUGAGGAAGGUGGAUUGGUUCCUGAAUUGAGUAGCAGACAGUUGUGCUUUGUGGAGCUGAGGACCCUGAUGGUGGCUACUGAUUGGGCUGAUUCUUUGGCUAUGGGUGAACUGGCUGUUGCUGGUCAUGCACGGGCAUUGCUUCAAUGGCAUAAUCUAUCACGAUUUUGUGGACAUUGUGGAGAGAAAACAGUUCCCAAGGAAGCUGGGAGAAGGAAACAAUGCUCCAAUGAGCUAUGCAAAAAGUCCAUUUACCCUCGUGUUGAUCCAGUUGUCAUUAUGUUGGUCAUUGAUAGAGAAAAUGAUCGAGCACUUUUAAGUAAACAAUCCAGAUUUGUACCUCGAAUGUGGACUUGCUUAGCUGGAUUCGUAGAGCCAGGGGAAAGCUUGGAAGAAGCAGUGAGGAGAGAAACAUAUGAAGAGACCAGUAUUGAAGUUGGUGAAGUUGUCUAUCAUAGUUCUCAGCCAUGGCCUGUUGGUCCGAGUAGCAUACCAUGCCAAUUGAUGGUCGGGUUCUUUGCAUAUGCAAAAUCUCUUGACAUAAAUGUGGAUAAGGAAGAAUUAGAAGAUGCUCAGUGGCACGGUAGAGAAGAUGUGAAGAAAGCAUUGGCAUUUGCUGAAUACAAGAAGGCACAGAGAAGAGCUGCGGCUAAAGUAGAUCAGAUUUGCAAGGGAGUUAAGAAGGGGCAUAGUUUGUCAGCUGAUUUUAUUGUGGAAAGUGGGAAGCUUGCUCCCAUGUUUAUUCCAGGGCCAUUUGCAAUCGCCCAUCACCUCAUCUCUGCCUGGGUUAAUCACCAUCCACCAACUGGUGCUGAAGCUGAAUUGAAGCAGCACAGCAGUUUCAUUUCAAAGCUCUAGCAUUCUCAUUCUUUUCCAAUGGCUGCAGCGGAUCCUUUGUGCUUGUUCCAAUGCGUUUCGUCCUCAUUUUGAGGGAGGGUUUGUCCUUUUUCCUUUCCAAGGAUUCUUCGGAACACCAGAAAUUCUGCUGUCGUAAAUUAGAAAGAUAUCAAUAAUCUUUCAAAUGAAUGAAAGCAGUUCCCCAUUUUAUUU